AAAGAGCAUGGAAAGAGUCAUGGCCAAGAAAAGAGAGAGGAGGGGAGCGGAAGCCGGGAAGACUGAGCGGAGGAGCGACUGGUAGCUAAUUUGGGCGCGUGAAGCUCUCCCGGCCUCUCACCGUCGUCCACCCCCCAUACGUGGUGCAGCUAGCAUGUGUAUAUGUAUCUAUAUAUAUAUAUAAAGCCCACCUCCUUCAUCCUCACAACGCAAUACAAUCUCUUCUCUCCUCCUGCCAGCUUACAAGCCAACCAACGCAGCGCAAUGGCGGCGGUGCAGCAGUACACGGUGGCGCUCUUCCUCGCCGUCGCCGUCGCCCUCGUGGCGGGGCCGGCCGUCUCCUACGCCGCCUACGCCCCCGGCGCCCCGGCCACCCCCGCCGCCCCAGGGACCCAGCCCAAGGCGACGACUCCGGAGCAGAAGCUGAUGGAGGAUAUCAACAACGGCUUCAAGGCGGCCGUGGCGGCCGCAGCCGCCGUCCCUCCGGCCGACAAGUACAAGACGUUCGAGGCCACCUUCAGCGCGGCCUCUAACAAGGCUUUCGCAGAUGUCCUCAAGGCCGCCGCCUCCGGCCAGAUGCCCGCCCAGUCAGCCUCCAUGGCAUCACUCUCCAAGAGCCUCGAAGCCUCCUACAAGCUCGCCUACGACAAAGCCCAGGGCGCCACCCCCGAGACCAAGUACGACACCUACGUCGCCAGUCUCACCGAGUCGCUCCGCGUCAUCUCCGGCGCCUUCGAGGUCCACUCCGUCAAGCCCGCCGCCGAGGAGGUCAAGGGGAUCCCCGCCCCCCAGCUCAAGACCAUCGACCAGAUCGACGCCGCCUACAGGACCGCCGCCACCGCCGCCGACGCUGCCCCGGUCAACGACAAGUUCACCGUCUUCGAGUCCGCCUUCAACAAGGCCAUCAAGGAGACCACGGGCGGCGCAUACGACAACUACAAGUUCGUCCCCGCCCUUGAGUCCGCCGUCAAGCAGGCCUACGCCGCCACCGUCGCCUCCGCGCCCGAGGUAAAGUACGCCGUCUUUCAGGCCGCCCUGAGCAAGGCCAUCAAUGCCAUGGUUGAAGCCGAGAAGGAUACCGGCGCCGCCACUGCCGGUGGCUACAAAGCCUGAGCUCGCCAACAACACACAUCCAUCACGCACACAUACUAUGCUGUGUAUGUAUGUAGUACGUACGUGUGUGGCCUUGGCGGCCAGGGAUUUUCCUGAUGCUUCCUUCUUGGUUUUCGUUUCAUGCAUGCAGCCGCGAUCGACCGUGUGUGCAUGUGCCUGUAAUAAUAACAAAAUCUUUGUAAUCUUUUUCUAUGAAUUUGUAAUCCCCAUGACAAGCGGGAUCAAAUCGGCAUAUUGUAUA
This is a messenger RNA of Triticum aestivum (bread wheat), 1354 nucleotides long. RefSeq names its product pollen allergen KBG 60. The record is from RefSeq and is a predicted model, not a curated record. The coding region runs from base 163 to 1113 and encodes 316 amino acids. NCBI's taxonomy places the organism in Eukaryota, Viridiplantae, Streptophyta, Magnoliopsida, Poales, Poaceae. The transcript has a single exon.